ACCGAGAAACCAAUUGCAUUUGCUUCUCGUUCUCUUGCGCCUGCAGAGAAAAACUAUUCCCAAAUUGAUUAAGAAGCCUUAGGAAUUAUCUGGGGAAUCAAGAAGUUUGACGCUUAUUUGUUUGGAAGAAAAUUCAAGUAGAUCACAUAUCGUCAGCCCUUGAUUCAUAUAUUCAAUCCUCAGAAAGGUGUACCAGUGACUGCGUCAUCACGAUUACAGCGUUAUUCUCUAUUCUUGUCAGCAUACAACUAUGAGAUCGGAUUCAGGAAAACGUCCAAGCAUGCUAUUGCAGAUUCAAUGUCGCGACUACCCUUGGAAAGCACAGAGUCUGACUUAUCCAUAGACUUGGUGGACGCAUUUCACAUUGGACAGAUUCAAUGUCUACCAGUUUCCAGUAGAAGGAUUCAACAGGAAACUCGGAAUGAUGUAAUUCUCGGACGUGUGAUGUCAUGUGUGAAAAGUGACUGGACAUCAAAAGAUAAAGAGGGGGAUCUGGCACCAUUUCAUGCACGCAGAAAUGAACUAUGUAUACAUCAUGGAUGUGUGAUGUGGGGUGUGAGAGUGAUCAUACCUGCCAAACUCAGAGACCAAGUGUUAUCCCAAAUACAUGAAGGGCAUCUGGGUGUUGUCAAGAUGAAAACUUUAGCCAGAAGAUUCUGUUGGUGGCCAGGCAUCAGGAUGUAUCAUGCACCUCAGAUAAAGACUGUCAAAGUGUUGCCAAUUCAGCCUGUUUUUCGGGACUCUGCAAAUGUGUGUUCACAUACAUACGCAACGUGGGAACAGGCGUGUGUGAGAAACCAUCAAAUACAGGUUAUUGUACCUCACACUAUGACUGUGGAUUUGGAACAUGUGACACGAGCAAAGCCCCAUACAUAUGUGUCUGUGAAGGAACUUACCAACAGGAGUCCAACUGUCGACUGAAAGCUUGUGGCGGGGGGUUGUCAACAAGACCUCUAGUAACCUCCCUUGUUCUCCCGAUCGUUGUUGUGCUUCUUGUAAAGGACUGUGCAUGGUGAUGACCGGGUUUGGCCUCAUAAAAUUAGUUUCAUUAUUUUAUUAUACAUAAUAUUAAUUUUAAUGAAGAGUUUGUCCAUUUAUAUUUUACUAAGUAUUCAAAUGCCUCAUGAAAAUUUAAAUCUAUCUUCAAUGCUUGUAAAAAUAUUGUAGAAAUAUAAAUGCUUCUGGUUACCAGAACAAGCUACAUGUAAAUACUUGUAUGUAAAUAAAAAAGUAGUUUUGAUUAUGAGAAAUGC
Messenger RNA from Ostrea edulis (European flat oyster), 1253 nucleotides. RefSeq lists its product as uncharacterized. The transcript has 4 exons. Bases 298 to 921 code for a protein of 207 amino acids. NCBI's taxonomy places the organism in Eukaryota, Metazoa, Mollusca, Bivalvia, Ostreida, Ostreidae. The record is from RefSeq and is a predicted model, not a curated record.